GGCGGCGGCAGAGACGCAUCUCACACGCCGGAUAUGGUAUCUACGUAUUUAUGGCUAUGCGUUUAAUGCUCAACACAGACUACAGAGCAGCAGCGGAGGAUGGAGCCGAGUUAAAUGAAUGAGAUGCGGGCUGAUAGAGACCAGACAUCAUUUGAAUCCUGGCUUCGAGCUUGGCUAAAUUACGUGAACAGUUAAGUGAAUCAUAAGUUAAAUUGGCUAGUUGCACACACAUUAGCCCUAUACGUUCUUCGGUUAACACCGACGUCGGUGAAGCAGAGCUGUCUUGGAGGAUGUUAAAGCCUGGAAUAUGCACCAAGUGUUUUUAGUGUUUUCUUCAUAAACACCGGAGAUGAAGCUUUCUCUCGAAAGAAGAUGUCCUCCAUCGCAAAGCGGCGUUAAAGGUCUGGAUUUGCGGCAGUUAAACAACUCAAAUAACGUACCACACUUGGUUGUAUGAAUUUAAUUUAAUGGCACAGCGGACUGCUGCAAGAAAGAGCCAACGACUAAAAGUGGGAUUUAUGUUUCUGUUUAUUGAGUCUUAUUGUUAGUUUCUUUCGACAUUUUCUACUUGCAUUUAUAAAGGCAACCUCAGGAGCUUAAUUUGGUUUUAAACCACACUGCCUUUCCUGUCAGCGUUGCCCCGAGUUUAGCUCCGUAAUCCUCCUUUGUGAGUUUUAUUUAGCUAAGGGUUGCAACUACUAGUUGGCGUCAGUGCUACUUCGUUCAUCGUGCAUGCACAGACACGUUUACUUGGAUGAAAUCACCAAACAAAAAUGUACCAGAGGGCAGUACAACAACGCCAAGCCCAUGUCUGGACUGAGAAGAGCACCAUGGCUCCGCUGCCCGUGAAGCCACAACAACCACAGCGGCUUUAGUUGGACACCGAGCGGGGAUCAAAAACUAGCCUCCAGCCUGUUCACACCGCCCUCCAGAGACCACCGAGAGGAUCAUUUUCGACUCAACUGAAGCCAGCAAAAUCCAGCAAAAAUGGGAGAGCAGCCCAUCUUCAGUACUCGGGCCCACGUCUUCCAGAUUGACCCAAACACCAAGAAGAACUGGGUUCCCACCAGUAAACAUGCUGUCACGGUCUCCUACUUCUUCGACUGUACCAGGAAUGUAUAUCGAAUCAUCAGUCUGGAUGGUUCUAAGGCCAUUAUCAACAGCACCAUCACCCCCAACAUGACGUUCACCAAGACAUCGCAGAAGUUUGGCCAGUGGGCCGACAGCCGGGCGAACACCGUCUACGGCCUCGGCUUCUCAUCGGAGAGCAACCUGGCCAAGUUUGCAGAAAAGUUUGCUGAGUUCAAGGAGGCAGCACGGAUAGCAAAGGAGAAGUCUCAGGAGAAGAUGGAGCUCACCAGCACUCCCUCUCAGGGUGGUGCUGUAAAAAGGAAUGUGUUUUCAGUCAGCAAAGCUGGUAAAAAGAAGCAGGAGUCGGCCCCUGGGGAUCUGCAGUCACCUUUGACCUCAGAGAGCAUCAACGGUACAGACGAGGAGAGGGUCACACCAGACACAAUGCAGCAUGCCGAACCCAGAGCAGAGCCUUCCCAGAAUGCACUGCCCUUCUCACACAGUUCGUCCAACAUCAGUAAGCACUGGGAGGCAGAGCUGGAGGCACUUAAAGGGAACAACGCCAAGCUGACGGCGGCUCUGCUCGAGUCCACGGCCAACGUCAAACAGUGGAAACAACAGCUGGGGGCCUAUCAGGAAGAAGCCGAGAGGCUACACAAACGGGUGACGGAGCUGGAGUGUGUGAGCGGCCAAACAACCGUGAUUAAAUCCCAAAAGACCGAACUCAACCAAACCAUAGAAGAGCUGGAGUCGGCUUUGAAGGCCAAGGAAGAGGAGUUGGAGAGACUUAAAGCAGAGGUGGAGAGUGCCAACGAGUUCCAGUCUCAAAAAGACUCCCUUACACAGAAACUACAGGACGUGGAGUUGAGGAACCAGACGCUGGAGGCCCAGCUGAACAACCUGGAGCAGCGUCUGGAGAGCAACCAGCUAGAGAGGGAAGCCUUUCGCAGCAGCUUGCGUUCGCUGCUGGAGCUGCUGGACGGGAAGAUCUUCGAGCUGACGGAGCUGCGGGACACGCUGGGGAAGCUCCUCCAGAACAUCUAGAGAGGCCAACGCGUCGUCGCCAAGGUCACCACAGCCAGCGCUCGGGGGAGGAACAACCUGCAUGUUGGCAUUCACGUCGUCACUGACAUAUAACUUGAAAAUAGUUAUUUUUCCCCACAUGCAUACGAUACGUGUAAAAGUUUACACACGAAAUUAUGCAUUAACGGUACACGCUUGUUUUGCUACGUCAGAUCGGUACACGUUUACACACGAGCCAAGCAGAAGAGGCUUUGCUUGGACCAUGCCUUCCCUCCGCUCCACUCUGGAAGAUUCUUAACACAAAAAACUCAAAAUGAAUCCGUUUUGAUUGUUUUGUUUGUUACUUGAAUAUCGUUUGCGGGGACAUUUUGGGUUUUGCUCUUUCAAUCAUGCAAACUUUUAUUAAUUAAGGACAAGCUCAUUUUCACAUUUUCCUGAGCUUCGCUUUGGUGCAUUCUGCCGUCACCUGGAGCCAAUGAUUGUCGUCUCCCCAUCUUUUUUUGUCAUCGUCAGCCAAAUGAACAUUUGGGAGUCCAAUGAGAAGGACUCAUUUUUAGUUAUUCAUACUGUGGAAGGUGACAGGGCGCUUCGAACAUCUUAAGAGACAAAUGUUCCUCCUGUGACUUAAAUUCACAGAGGGACUGCCAAAAAAAAAAAAAA
Molecule: messenger RNA, 2754 nt
Organism: Etheostoma spectabile (orangethroat darter)
Lineage: Eukaryota; Metazoa; Chordata; Actinopteri; Perciformes; Percidae
Gene: homer1
Product: homer scaffold protein 1
Exons: 10
Coding region: 988-2115 (375 amino acids)
Biological process (GO): G protein-coupled glutamate receptor signaling pathway
Molecular function (GO): G protein-coupled glutamate receptor binding
Source: RefSeq, a predicted model, not a curated record